AUGGUGGUUACAGAAACAGAAAGGAGAAAAAAGAAGACGAAAGGAGACAGAAAAGAGACAAGAGAAGGAGACAGCUCUCCUCCUGAAAACAUGUCUCUCUUCUCUUCUGUCCCCGUCGCCCCCCCUGAUCCUAUCUUAGGCACCGCGCUGGCCUUUAAGGCUGACCCCAGCCCUCAGAAGAUUAAUUUGGGUAUAGGUGCAUAUAGGACAGAUGAAGGGAAGCCUUAUGUCUUCUCGGUUGUGCGGAAGGCUGAGGCGGAGAUACUUAAGGAUGAGAGUCUGGACAAGGAGUACCUCCCGAUAGACGGCCUCCCAGAACUAAAACAGACCGUGUUUCUCAGCAACCCCACCUGGUCCAACCACCACAAUGUCUUUGGCCCAGGAUCGGGUCUCACCAUACGAGAAUAUCCUUACUGGGAUGAGGCUACGAAGGGGGUGGACUUCGAUGGGCUGAUAAAGGCACUUAAGGAGGCUCCUCCCAAGUCGGUUGUUGUGUUGCAUGCAUGCGCACACAACCCCACAGCACAAGGCUGCCUGUAUAUUGUACAUUUGUGCCCUGAACCCUAA
Molecule: messenger RNA, 567 nt
Organism: Eimeria acervulina
Lineage: Eukaryota; Apicomplexa; Conoidasida; Eucoccidiorida; Eimeriidae
Product: aspartate aminotransferase, putative
Exons: 6
Coding region: 1-567 (188 amino acids)
Biological process (GO): biosynthetic process; amino acid metabolic process
Cellular component (GO): mitochondrion
Molecular function (GO): L-aspartate:2-oxoglutarate transaminase activity; pyridoxal phosphate binding
Source: RefSeq, a predicted model, not a curated record